Rhea pennata is the source of this 4112-nucleotide messenger RNA. It is a transcript of the gene MTBP, whose product is annotated as MDM2 binding protein. The transcript has 22 exons. Gene Ontology annotation, biological process: regulation of protein ubiquitination; traversing start control point of mitotic cell cycle; protein localization to kinetochore. Lineage: Eukaryota; Metazoa; Chordata; Aves; Rheiformes; Rheidae. Gene Ontology annotation, cellular component: kinetochore. Bases 19 to 2646 code for a protein of 875 amino acids. The record is from RefSeq and is a predicted model, not a curated record.
GCGGUGGCGGCGGCCGCCAUGGAGCGCUACGUGCUGCUGCUGCGCUGGGGGGAGCGCGGCGGCGCGGCGGCGCCCGCAGCAGGUGUGACUGCUGCAAACAUUUCUGAUGUCCUGAAAGAAAACUGUAGUUCAUCUGUAAAUGCAGACGUAAGUGUGUUUCCAGCUUGCUCAGUGGCUGGUGUUCCAGGUGGAAAGAAAUUGUAUUUUGCAAGUCAUGUUAUAUGUGGUUAUUAUCAGUUCUGCAGUCCUGACUGGGAGGAAAUAAAUUUUGACACAAAGAAAAAUGAAGAUUCAUUCCAAACAAACAUUGAUGAGUGUCUGGGAAUUAUGCAGAGUUUUGAGGAAGAGGACAACAACAGCAGAGAGUCACUGUCUAUGACUGAUAUCUUUGAUGAAGCUGCAGAAAGUCUGCAUCAGUUAGCUGAUAAACUGCCUGCUCCAGGCAGAGCAAUGGUUGAUGUAAUACUGCAUGCUGUUGAACAGAAUGUACCCAAGUUAAAAGACUGCUUACCUGCCAUUGGUGCACUGAAACACCUGAGAGAGUGGCACUCUGCACAAAUCACCAUCGCAACAAAUGACUUUAAAGGAUGGCAAAAAAUUGCAGACUAUCUAUCAGCAGACUUUGUUUCUUCAGAUAAUCUCAGGAAUAUUAUUGAUUUAAAAGAACUCUGGAGGGGAAAGAUUCAGAUAUGGGAAAGAAAGUUUAGAUCAGAAGUCAGGUUUCCAGACUUCUGCCUGAAGGGAAUUUCAGCAAAGCCAUUCAGCACUUCACAUUUAAAUUCUUGCUUUGCUCCUAAGAAACAGCCCAGUAAUACUGAUGGUUUAGCAGAGGUUUUUCAUUAUCAUGGUCCUGCGUUAGAAUUUUUGCAGAUGGUGACGCUUUCUGAUCUACCCUCCUAUUUUAUAUCAGAUCUGGAAUUUGAGCUGACCCUGGCAAGAAAGAAUAUCAAGAAGACCUCUAUGCUGCUUCUUGACCAGUUUUCUUCUCUCUCUGGAAAGGUGGGAGCUUUAUUUGCAUUACCAUGUAGUGUAAGCAGUGUACUGAUCCCAUCCCCUGCCCAAUUGAGUACAAAGAAAUGGAAGGAAUAUAUGGCUAAAAAACCUAAGAUGAUUACUGUCCCAGAAGUUGAACUGAAAGGAGAAUCUUGCCGAUAUUAUUUCUUGCUACAAGGCAAUGGCUCUGGAGGAUGUAAAGCAACUUUGAUUCAUUCGGCUAUUCAGAUCAAUGGAAUGGCUGCUCUUGCUGCAGUAAAUGGGAAGCUUAAGACAAAUGCAGGAGAAAUAGAAUCAAACUGUCACAUUGCAGACUUCAUUGAAUCUCUUCCGCAUUUCUGUGGAGAGCAGAUUGUACAGAGAGAAAAGAAAUUGUCACAUAUACAAGUGUUUGCCUUGAAGGAAUAUCUCAAGAGAAAGGAAUUGACCAAGCAGCCUCCAGUUAUUUCUACUGAUGAGCUCAAAAACUUGUUAGUACUUACAAGACAAAGGUUUUUGGAACUGUGCGAUGCUAGUCUUCCUAAGCCUGUUCUACAGAAAGUUGCCAAUAAAACUAGGUCAUACACAGUGACUUCUGAUUUCGAUUUAAUGGAGGUGAAUCCGUUAGAGUGGCCAGAAAGACAUGUUCUUCAAAAUUUGGAAAACUUUGAAAAAAUUAAGCAAAAAAUGAGAGUUUCUAUGUUUCCACAUUCAUCUGAGCAGUUACUGGGACAUAAAGAUGGCCAAAAGGAGUCACUGACAUUGCUUGAUGCUAAAGAGUUGCUGAAAUACUUCACACCAGAAGGGUUACCAGUUGGUGAUCUUCAACCAUUACAAAUUCCCAAACGUGAAAAUGUUUUCCUUCUGACACCAGAGCUUACUCCUCGGAAGCUCAGAGGUUUGCCUUUUGAAAAAGCAGCUGGAUGCCAUUAUCAUGGAGUUGAGUAUUGUCUAGAUAACAGAAAAGCUUUAGAAAGAGAUGUGGGAUAUGCUGAACUUCAAACUCGUCUUAUUCGAUACGAAACUCAGACUACUUGCACCAAAGAGUGCUGUCCUGUACCGGUUGUUCUGAGCCCUCUGCCGUCUCCGGCAGUCCUGUCAGAGCCUGGAAGUGUACCUGAUGGAGAGUCUUUACAAAGCGAAUUCAGAACAGAGGCGUCAAGGCUAAAACGCAGAUCAAAAGACUUGGAUUGCUUUUAUCCCAAGAAGAGGCUAACUAAAUCAGAGAGCACAGACUCUCUCGUAUCUCAAGCAAGCAGUAAAAGUGGAAGUCACUAUUCAGUUGCAGUAACAAGGAAGCGCUCAGAAAGAUCAGUUUCUUUAGCUUCUGUACCAUUGAAACAGUCCUGUCAGCCCCAUAAAGCAACCACAAAGGCUGGCUCAGCGAGUCAAAUAAACACAAGAGAAGCUGAGACUUCAAAGCCAGCUAAGGAAUCAAGAUCUCAGAAACAUACAAGGAUGCUGAAGGAGGUGGUGGCCAAAACUCUUGAAAAACAUGGAGUUGCAGAGGAUCACAAGUGCUUUGCAUCAUGCAGCCAGCGUCUUUUCGAGAUAUCCAAGUUCUACCUAAAGGAUCUGAAAACUUCUAGAGGACUUCUUGAUGAGAUGAAGAAAACGACAAAUAACAAUGCUAAACAGGUGAUUGAGUGGGUUUUGGAGAAGACUGGCAGUUAGAGAUACUGAACGGAUGUUAUUCACAGCUUCCUGGAAGCUUCAGAAACAGAGCACUUCCCAUUAUAUGAAAAAACACUAUACUAGAUCACAGACAGGCAGGCGCGUGCGCAGGCAUACGCACACACAGAAUCUUGAAGGAUUUUGGUUAGAGUAAUUAGGUAGAUUUAACUCUCAAAGUAGCAUGUUUUGAGUCCUCAUACUGAAAGCUUUUAUUUUAACUUAAAACUUGAAAAUAUUUUAUAUGUGUAUUUAUUAUGUUUCAUAGUUAAAAGGAAUGCAGCUUCUCUGAUUUUUGAUAAAUUUUUGUACACUUUUUUAACGAGGAUUUGUUACUGACAUGAGUAAAAAUGGCUGUAUUUAAUUGUAAUGACAGGCUUUUUUAUUAUUAUUUUUAACCAUUUUGCACAAAAAGACCUUUAUUCUAUUUACAAUUGCUUGCUAUUUUAUAAAUAAACUGAAUAAACCUAAUUACAGUGUAGACCUUUUGUAGUGUACAGACAAGAGUUUCUAUUUGUUCUGCAGAUGAAUACAAAUAGAAUUGAAGCCGCAAUUAUCUUUUCAUGUCAUAACACAUGGAUGAAAUAAGCAUGUUUUUGAAACCUGAUGCAACCUCCCAUUCAAGGAAGGAUGACUGUGUGAAGGGGAGUGUAAGCUGAAUCUCUGGCAUAAUUUUGAAUAUUCUCUUUGUAAUAUUCAUUAGAAACAGUUCUUCAGGGGAGGAAUAAUCAAAAUGAUAGUAAUGAUGAUUGUGAGAGCUGUGGAACAGUGGGUAGAUUGUGGUUAAAUGUCUUAGAGUUAAGUAAAUUACUAACUUCAGGGUCAGUUUGCCUAAGACUUGGGGGUGUAUGUGUUUUGUACUGGUACAGUUACUUAAAUUUUGUAUUGUGUUGGAGAGGAGGGGUUCCUUAAAGCAAAUACAUUUUUACAGCUUUAAAGGUAGAUUCCUUAUACCUCAGAUAAACUAAUAGGAUUCAAGUUGAUAGAGUCACAGUGUUACUGGCUUGCUUUAUACUCCUGGAAGGAAAAUGAAGCAAUACUAAUAUAAGCCACACUUUAACCAACAUGAUGAUAAAACUGUACUUGAACUAAACCACAUGUAGAUUAGACUUUCUUGAUACUGUUUAAUCUACCCAUCCUCUAAGGAGUCUUUAUGACUUUGUUCUUUGCCGUAUUCUACUUUUGUGUAAAGACAAGCUCUAAGAAGUGUGGUGUUUGUGGGCUUUAUUUAUGUAUUUAUUUUAAUCCAGCAGGCUCUUGCAUUUGACUCUUAUGUUUGUUUUUUACAUUCAAAAUUAAUUGUUUAAUCAUAAUUGCAUGAAUAUCUUUACAGCCAAAUACCCCCAAAUUUAUGAAUACUUACACUUCCAACAUAGUAAAAUUCUUUGCAUACGAAACAAAAAUCUCCAGAUGAAGAUGUUCAUCUUCCUUAAUGUCCAAUGCUCAAUAAAGAAAGUUUCUACCUCUGA